AGAUGAAAAUUAAGUUAUUAAGUUAUUUUCUUAUUUAUUUAAUUUCAACUUCAUUUCUUCUUAACAGCUUAAAUGGAUUUGAAGAAGAAGAUUUAUGUACUGACAGAAGUUGUUUCCCCGCAACAGGAAAUUUAUUAAUAGGUCGAAAACAUCAACUUUCUGCCACAUCUACUUGUGGUCUUCAUAGACCUGGGCGUUACUGUAUUGUCUCUCAUUUGGAAAACCCUGAAAAAUGUUUUAAAUGUGAUUCAAGGCAACCUUGGUCCUAUGAACAACCUGGAAAUGUAAGCCACCGAAUUGAGAAUGUAGUUAAAGAAAAUUAUGGGGACAGAACUCAAAAUUGGUGGCAAUCAGAGAAUGGGGUUCAGAAUGUUUCGAUUCGGUUGGAUUUGGAGGCAGAAUUUCACUUUACUCAUUUAAUUAUGGUUUUUCGUUCAUUCCGCCCGGCAGCUAUGUUUAUUGAACGAUCCAAAGAUUUUGGAAAAACUUGUGUAAAAGAGGGCCCACCACGUAAUCACAAAGAUGUAAUUUGCACCAAAAAAUACAGCGAUGUUGCUCCUUCUACUGGAGGAGAGUUAGUGUACAAAGUAGUUUCUCCACAUAUCCGAACAGAAGAUCCUUAUGCGCCUGAUAUUGCAGAACUUCUUAAAAUUACAAAUUUAAGAAUUAAUUUUACAAGAUUACAUUCUCUUGGAGAUAAUUUAUUAGAUUAUAGACCUGAAAUUGAUGAAAAAUAUUGGUAUGCUGUUUAUGAAAUAGUUGUAAGAGGAUCUUGCUCCUGUUAUGGACAUGCUCAACGUUGUGUUCCUGUUGGAGAUGAGACUAUACUUACUGCAAAAUUGCCAGAUAUGGUGCAUGGAAAAUGUGAAUGUACUCAUAACACGAAAGGAAUGAAUUGUGAUGACUGCGAAGACUUUUACAACGAUUCCCCAUGGAGACCAGGCAUUGGAGACCAAUCGAAUGAAUGUAAAAGAUGUGAAUGUAAUGAUCAUGCUACUCGUUGCCAUUUUGAUUGGGCAGUCUAUAAUGCUUCUGGAUUUUCUUCUGGAGGUGUUUGUGAUGAUUGUCAACAUAACACAAUGGGGAAGAAUUGCGAGCAAUGCAAACCUAAUUUUUAUCGAGAUCCUCAAAGAUCCAUUCGAGAUCCAUAUGUCUGCAGACCAUGCCAAUGUGAUCGCAGUGGUUCUAAAUACGAUGGAAUUUGUGAGACUGAAGAAGAUCCCGAACGUGGACUGGUUGCAGGGAAAUGUUAUUGCAAAAGCAACGUUGAUGGGCCAAAUUGUGAUCGUUGUAAAAAUGGAUUUUGGGAAAUGAGAAAAGAAGAUCCCGAUGGCUGUCGGCCAUGUUCUUGCAAUCUAAUCGGUACUUAUGGGAACGAAGGUUGUGACAAAGUGACAGGAAAGUGUACUUGUAAAGCUCUUGUAAUGGGAGAACAAUGUGAUCAUUGUCUUCAAGAACAUUAUGGACUAAGUGUUGAUGAUCCUAAUGGAUGCAAGCCUUGUGAUUGCGAUCCUGGGGGCGCCUAUGACAAUCACUGCGAUAGUGCUGAGGGUAUGUGCCGUUGCCGGCCAAAUUAUAGUGGGAGACGCUGUAAUACAACGGAAAGUGGAUAUUUCUGUCCAUUUAUUGAUAAAUAUACUUUUGAAGCUGAAUUCAGCAUUUUACCAUCAAAUGCUGAGCAAGUUCCAAGAGAAUAUUCAGUAGAUCGUCCAUGGACUUGGACUGGGGAAGGAUUUGUUCGAGUCCAUGAAAAUACAAAUCUCAGCUUUUUUGUGGAAGGAUUGCAAAAGACUGGGCAUUAUAAUUUUGUUAUACGUUAUGAAUUACUUGACCCUAAUGAUCCUAUUGGUUGGGAAGAUGUUAGCCUAACAAUUGUUCGUCCAGGCGAUCCCAGUCCUGAUGGAGUUUGUGCAAAUAUUAUUCCAUCAGAUGAUUUUCUAAUUGCUCGACUUCCCAGUAGAAGUAAAUUCACAGAAAUAAUGCCUGCCGUCUGUCUAGAAGCUGGUGUUCGCUAUGAAAUUCGUCUUAAUUUUGGCGAAAAACGAUCUGGAUAUCCUGAUAGACAGGCACAAGCUCUUAUUGACUCUCUUGUAAUUGCACCUCAAACUGAUACUUUAGAAUUAUUUAGAGGAUCAGAAAUGAAUGAAUAUAGAAAACAAAUUUAUGAUCGGUUUCAAUGCCGUGCUUUAUCUCUCUCUGGCACACCAGCCUCUCAAAUGCCACUUCCCUGUCUUGACCUUGUUUGCCCAAUGAAUGGUCCAAUUGUUGGGGAAGCUGUUAGUUGUGAUUGUGAUUUAACUGGGUCUACAUCUGGUAUUUGUAAUGCUAAAGGUGGUCAAUGUGAAUGUAAACCUAAUGUUGUUGGGAGACGGUUCGGAUUGGAAAAUGGGAAAAAUGUAUUUUUAAUAUUCUUUAGUUGUGACCGUUGUGCUGCAGGUACUUAUGGAUUUGGUCCUUCUGGCUGUACUCCUUGUAAUUGUGACUCGGUCGGUGCACUUUCAAAUGCAUGUGACAAACAAUCUGGACAAUGUGUGUGCCGUGAGCGAGGCAUUACCGGACGUCAAUGUGACCAAUGCCAACCAGGAUUUUGGUAUCGAAAAUCUUCAACUGAAUUAAUCACCUUUAUUCUCAGGAAUUUCCCAGAAUGCCGAACAUGUCAGUGCAACGGACAUGCUUCAAUAUGUGAGCAACGCACCGGUGCUUGUAUGGAUUGUCGUAACCUUACUGACGGAGCACAUUGUGAGCGUUGUGUGGAUGGAUAUUAUGGAGAUCCUAGACUGGGUGUUGGCAUUCCUUGCAAACCUUGUCCAUGUCCUGGAGGCCCCGGCUCUGGAUAUCAACAUGCUGAUACUUGUUAUAUUGCACCACAGAAUCAAUCAGUUGUCUGUAACUGCAAACAUGGCUAUAUUGGCCAAUAUUGCGACCAAUGUCAGGUCAACUUUUGGGGAAAUCCACGAGAAAUUGCAGGAUCUUGUGAAAAAUGUCAUUGCCACGAUAAUAUAGAUUUUAAUGUUCCAAAUAGCUGUGAUCCAAUGACUGGGGACUGUCUCAAAUGUCUUCACAAUACUGGAGGUGAUCAAUGCCAACACUGUCUUGAGGGAUUCUUUGGAGAUGCUCGGAGCCGUACUUGUGUCCGUUGUGUUUGCAAUCAUUUAGGGACUAAUUCAAGUGCCGGGUCAUGUGACCGUGUUACUGGACAGUGCCCUUGCUUCCCUAAUGUUGUUGGGCUUCAAUGUGAUCAAUGCGCACCUUUACAUUAUGAUUUGGCUAGUGGACGAGGUUGUUCCGCAUGCAAUUGCGACACUAAUGGUGUGAUCGUUGAUUCUAACACACAAGAACCAUUUUUAAAAUGUAACGAUAUCGAUGGCCAAUGCCAUUGCAAGCCUGGGCGUGGUGGAAGGACGUGCUCUGAUUGUCAAGAUUUAUACUGGGGUGAUCCUGUUCAUGGUGAAUGCCAGCGAUGUGAAUGUGAUCCCUACGGCUCUACAACACUUCAAUGCCAUAGACAAAACGGAACUUGUAUUUGCAAGCCAGGGAGUGGUGGGCCAAAAUGUAAUGAAUGUGCUAGAGGUUAUACCGGUCAAUGGCCACAUUGCCAAGCUUGUGGUGAAUGCUUUGACAAUUGGGAUUCUAUUUUACAAGGAUUACGAGUUGAUUUGGAAAGGCUUGUGGAGAGGGCUUUGAAUAUUGAAGAUACUGGUAUAUCUUCCGAAUAUGAUGAAAGUUUUAUCCAAAUGGAGAAACAAAUAGAAGAAGUAAAACGUCAACUUGAAGUUGUUAACAUAACAAAGGAAGAUUUGGACAAUCUUCGGCAACAAAUGCAAACUUUACAAAAACAAAUUGAUUCAACCAGAGAUUUAUUAAGUGAAAAAAAUCAAAGAGUAACUAAAGUUAGCACUGAAGUUAAUUUAAUGGAAGAAGAUAUUCGCGUAUUAAAUGAAAGUACUAGACAAAUAACUCAAUUGGCGGAUAAUUUAACUGCUAAAGCUGAAAUUAUUAGAAGGGGGGAUACAAAGGGAGCUUCAGAAAUACUUGAAGAAAGCAGUCGAAGUUCAGCUGAUGCAGAAAGGCGUAUUGGACAACAAUUAGAAAUUAUUAGCCAAUCAGAAACUGAUCGCCUAAAAGCUGAGCAAUUAUUGAAUGAACAUAAACGGGACUUUGAUAGACAAUAUGAUGAAAACAAAGCUAGAUUAUCUGAAAUUAGCCAGACGAUAACAACAAUCGGUUCUUCAUUAUCCUCACUCAAUUUGGAAGUUUGUGGUGCCGAAACAGCCCCUUGUGAUCCCAUUUGUGGUGGGCCUGGGCCAAAAUGUUCUCAAUGUGGAGGUGGUAGUUCUUGUCCGGGAUCUGUAUCUAAAGCUGCACAGGCACAGGAAUUUGCAAACGAAGCAAAGGAAAAAGUUCAGGCAAAAAGGAAAGAUGCUGAGGAGAUAUUAAAAAAUAUACGAGAAAUUCUUCCCAAAACACAAGAAGCACGACAACUAACUGAGAAAGCUUUGGAUAAGGCAAAACAAGAGGUACUAGUAUUUAGUUACUGAUUAAUCUAGAUGAAAUACAUUUGUAGCAGGGGAGUGCCGAAACACAUUUUAAAAAGCGAAACGCGAAUUCCUAAGUUAGUACCUCGCUUUCAAAUCAUUUUCUUAGAAUAGAAGUCGAAUUUUAGUGGAUUUUCGUUUUGGGAUUUGGGUGGAUUAAGAGGGGCAUCAAAGUAUUUGGGUAAUUUUCGAGGGAUAUGGAGGAUUUGAGUGAUGGUG
Meloidogyne enterolobii is the source of this 4754-nucleotide messenger RNA. NCBI's taxonomy places the organism in Eukaryota, Metazoa, Nematoda, Chromadorea, Rhabditida, Meloidogynidae. The record is from the annotation of a GenBank genome assembly.